AUGGUCCGCGACUCCAAGCUAUACGAUACACUCGGUGUUGACCCAAGCGCAAGCGAGUCUGACCUCAAAAAGGCGUAUCGCAAGCUUGCACUCAAGUAUCACCCAGACAAGAACCCCGAUGCUGGCGAUAAAUUCAAGGAAAUCAGCCACGCGUAUGAAGUCCUAGCCGACUCCAGCAAGCGGCAAAUCUAUGACCAGUAUGGUGAGGAGGGACUCAGCGGAGGUGGUGGCGGUCAUGGUGGUAUGAACCCAGAAGACUUGUUCUCACAGUUCUUUGGAGGCGGCAUGUUUGGUGGCGGUGGUGGUCGGCAGCAGCAGCGUGGCCCACAGAAGGGUAAAGAUCUGUCGCAUGUCCUCAAAGUCACCUUGGAGGACUUGUAUGUGGGUAAAGUAUCCAAGCUUGCUUUGCAGAAGCACGUCCUCUGUAAGGCGUGUGAUGGCCGCGGAGGUAAAGAAGGUGCUGUGAAAAAGUGUGCUGGUUGCGAUGGACAAGGUGUCAAGAUGAUGAUGCGACAGAUGGGACCCAUGAUUCAGCGAUUCCAGACUGUCUGCCCAGACUGCAGCGGACAGGGUGAGACAUGCAAGGAGAAGGACAAGUGCAAAGAGUGCAAGGGCAAGAAGAUUGUCAAUGAGCGUAAAGUGCUUCAAGUCCACAUCGACAAGGGCAUGCAGCAUGGCCAACGGAUCGUCUUCAACGGCGAAGGAGACCAAGCACCUGAUACAAUUCCAGGCGACGUCAUCUUUGUGCUUGAGCUCAAAGAGCACGAACGCUUCCAACGCAAGGACGAUGAUCUCUUCUACCAAGCACAUAUUGACCUGCUGACUGCGCUUGCCGGUGGCAAGAUCCUAGUGGAGCAUCUCGACAACCGAUUCAUCGAAGUGCCCAUUCCAGCUGGUGCAGCCAUCAAGCCACAAGACUUGCGUGUUGUGGAGGGUCAAGGUAUGCCGUCCUACAGGCAUCACGAAAUGGGCAACCUCUACAUUCGCUUUGCCAUUGGCUUCCCUGCAAAAGACUGGACCACACCGGACAAGAUUGCCCUAUUGGAGCAAGUAUUGCCACCACGGCCUAAAGUCAAGCUGCCAAAGGGCGCGCAUUCAGAAACGUGCGAGAUGGAAGAGAUUGACCCUAUGCAAGAGGCGCGGGCGGAAGGACGUGCCAACAAUGGUCAGGAGGACGAUGAAGAUGGCGAGGGAGGCCCGGGUGUGCAAUGUGCUCAGCAGUAA
Molecule: messenger RNA, 1224 nt
Organism: Protomyces lactucae-debilis
Lineage: Eukaryota; Fungi; Ascomycota; Taphrinomycetes; Taphrinales; Protomycetaceae
Product: chaperone protein dnaJ
Exons: 3
Coding region: 1-1224 (407 amino acids)
Biological process (GO): response to heat; protein refolding
Cellular component (GO): cytosol; nucleus; cytoplasm
Molecular function (GO): ATP binding; Hsp70 protein binding
Source: RefSeq, a predicted model, not a curated record